Selaginella moellendorffii is the source of this 2205-nucleotide messenger RNA. RefSeq lists its product as uncharacterized. Lineage: Eukaryota; Viridiplantae; Streptophyta; Lycopodiopsida; Selaginellales; Selaginellaceae. Gene Ontology annotation, molecular function: protein dimerization activity. The coding region runs from base 1 to 2205 and encodes 734 amino acids. The transcript is spliced from 3 exons. The record is from RefSeq and is a predicted model, not a curated record.
AUGCCGCGUCGGCUUCUGCUUCCCGGCUGGACUCUUCCUCCUCUGGAUUUUUCCCCAGCUCGCUCAAUUCCCAGCGAAAAUCUCGUCACAUUUAACCACAGUUCACCGUGGUCGGAUCUAAUCACAGGAUCGAUCAUUAAGUAUACCCCUUGGGAAGAGGCAUCGAUGGAGGAAGGAGAGGAGGCGCACGGCAUCACACGACAAUCCAGCCAGGGCGCACCAUUUCAGGGCACAGCAGCAGCAAUCCAAGGCAAACAAGCAUGGCGCAGCAAUCCAGCAUACUGCGAAAGCAUCCUUCUUCGCGAUGGAGAAGGCCUAGGCAGCAAGGAUAUUGUGAGUUGUCCUCUCAUCCCAGGUAAUAAGAAAGCGGAUCUACUCAAUAUGCAAAAGGUUAUUGAUUCCGAGAAAGGGGCAACGGGGAAGAAACGGCCGAAUGAAUCUGGUGGUGCUUCUAUGAGAAUGGAUGGCAAUGUCCAAGGAUUUCCACCGGUGGUAUCAUCCCAGUCAAGUGGAAGUGGCUGCAGUUCCCUGUUUUUUAGUAAACAGAGUCAAGUCCAUAUUGUUGAUUCGAUGGAUCCUGAGCGGAAGAACCGAGUUGAUGUGGCUAUCGGAAGAUUUUUCUGGAAUGAACACAUUCCAUUUGUCAAGGCUCGGUCACCUUACUUCCUCAACAUGAUACAGGAAGUUGCCAGGCAUGGUGUGCCUUAUGCACCACCAAAAUAUGAUAAUCUCCGGGAUAAGCUUUUGGUGAAAGAGAAACGAUUCAUUGACAUUGAGAUGGCGUCCUUGAGGAAGCAGUGGGAGCAGAGGGGUGCAACCAUAUGCGCAGACGGGUGGGUAGAUAGGAGGAAUCGGCAUAUCAUGGGGCUUGUGGCAUAUAGUCAAGGACAAGGAGCUUUUUUGAAGGCUAUCGACAUUUCCUUAACAGGAAAAACAGCUGAAAAUACUCUGCACUGCUGGGAAGAAGGCAUUAACAUUGUAGGUGCAGAGAACAUUGUCAUGGUUGUGACCGAUGGGGAAAAUGCAAACAGAGCAGCAGCAGCACUUUUGCAACAGAGGUACCCGAAAAUUCAAUGGGCAGCAUGUUUUGCCCAUUGCUUGAACAAUGCCUUGAAAGACUUCGGUGUACUUCCAUGGAUGGCAACACUUCUGGAGCGUGGAAAGUCUUUGGUGAUCUUCGUUAGAAACCACUCUCAUAUAGUGGCACUGCUGGUGGAGUUUACUCACAAGCGAUUGCUGCGUUAUUGUGAUACCAGGUUCGGCUACAACUUCAUUAUGAUGGAGAGGCUGGUGGAGCUCCGAGAAGCUUUACAACAGAUGUUCGUAUGCCCUGCGUACAGAGCAAGGCCUGAGUCGAAGUCGAGAGCAGGAAGGGACAGUUAUGCAACGGUUUUUGAUGACAGUUUCUGGCAACAGGUUAAGGACAUGCUAGAGGUGUCCAAGGAUGUUAUGCUGCUUCUUCGUGUUGUGGACAGUGAUAUACUUGCGAUUGGAAAGAUAUAUGAGUGCAUGAACAGGUUGGAUGCAAGUUUAGAGGAAGGACAGUCGGAUUAUGGCAGGUACAGGGAACUUCAUCAGAUCAUGUCUAAUAGGUGGCAUAAGUAUCACUCGCUCAUGCACUCGGUGGCGUACAUGUUGGACCCCGAGUUUCAGGAGUAUGAAAAGCAUGCUAACAGAGAGGUCAUGAAGGACUGGAAUGCUUAUCUGCUGGCCAUGUUUACAUCCAGUGAGAGGGAUGUGAUACGUGAUGAGCUUUUAACUUACCGGAGGAUAGGAGGCAUUUUCAACUCAUAUGAUGCUAAGGCUGAUCACACUAAGAGGGGAGCUGUACGUUGGUGGGAGGACUAUGGUUAUGAAACUCCAGCUCUUCAAAAGUUGGCCAUUCGAGUUCUAAGUCAGGCAUGCUCGUCGUCCUCGGUGGAGAGAUUGUUCAGUACUUUCGAGCAUGUUUCUUCAAAAAAGAGGAACAGACUUACCAUGGACAGGACAGCGGAUCUGGUUUUUGUGGCUUGCAACACCAGGUUGUUAACCUGCAAAAAUGAUCGUGAUUACGACAAGUUUGUAAGCUACAAAGUCCUGGAGACAGUUCCUCAUCCUGAAGACGAGCUUGAGUCAGGACAGGAAGAGGAAGAUGGAGAUGAUGUCGAAGAUCGUGAGGUCGAAGAUCAUGAGGUUGAAGAUGACGAUGAGAUGCAGGAUAUUUGA